Lingula anatina is the source of this 1403-nucleotide messenger RNA. RefSeq lists its product as uncharacterized. Gene Ontology annotation, biological process: endoplasmic reticulum to Golgi vesicle-mediated transport; endosomal transport. NCBI's taxonomy places the organism in Eukaryota, Metazoa, Brachiopoda, Lingulata, Lingulida, Lingulidae. Gene Ontology annotation, cellular component: Golgi apparatus; plasma membrane; late endosome membrane. The record is from RefSeq and is a predicted model, not a curated record.
CAAAACACUUGCCUAGUCGGUAAUGUUAUUAGUCAUACGGCAAGCAAAUGAUAUAGGACGUAUUUUGAACGCGAAGUGAACAAAAGAAUGGACAAAAUGGGAGUGUAACGCAUUAAUAACCAGCAGAACUGACUAACUGUAUUGUGUGGUGAGAAAUACAUAGACUGAGCUACACUACAUAUAUCUUUGUGACAUUCCCAUGGGAUAUAAUAACUGUCAGACGCUGUAUGAUCUUUGUGGCAGAAACCAUCGACAUCACGAUUAUAUUUCAGUCUCCGCGCAACACGCCCAUCGUCACACCUGUCUUGAGCAAGGUGACAUUGCCUGCAACAGGAUUAUAGACGAAGACCACAUAUGAUUCUCUCAGCAGCUGUGUAGGCAGCAUGGCCCCGAGGACAGGGUCAGCUAUCGUCUACUUUACAAUUACUGUCAUCGUCAUUUGCGCCGCCUUUCUCCUAAUUGAGUUUCAAACGAAACCAGUAUCCAAACUCGCAAGCAUUCCACCGUUUUUAAAAUGCACCCAUUUUGGAAGUAGGUCAUCUGCAUUUCUUAAGAAUCAGCGGCUCGAGGACACCGGUACAGCGCAGGACAGCCUUUUAAAACAGUUGAAGGAGGAUUGGGUUUUCGAGCCCUCAAAAAAACCUUAUAAUCUUUCCAGGCCAAAUAGGCAAUCGUGGUCACAAAUCGGACAAGCGAAACUCGUGGACGGGAUACUCAAACAGCGCCGUAAUGGAUUCUUUGUCGAGUCAGGGGCUGCUGAUGGAGAGGGGAAUUCUAAUUCUCUCUUUUUCGAGAUUUCAAGAGGCUGGGAGGGCCUGCUCGUAGAACCAAACCCGUGGUCCUUUAAAGAUCUGUUGAAGAAAAACAGGAAGGCGUAUGCUGUAAACUCGUGCCUAGCGACUAGCCGCUUUCCGGCAGUGGUCCCCUUCACCUUCGCAAAAGAACUUGGAGGAAUCUCAGGGAAAAGUUACAAGCUGUUGGCAGCAGAGCAGCAUGACUUCCAGGGGAUGAGCUGCGUCCAUUGCUUCCCCAUUCUUUCCCUCCUUGCCGCCGUUGGCCGGAAUCACGUGGACUAUUUUUCUCUCGACGUGGAGGGAGCGGAAAUAGAAAUCCUCAGAUCGUUUCCAUGGAACCAGGUCACCGUGGACGUUUGGACGAUAGAGUACGCGGUGCACGGGGGAAGUCCUGAUACACCAAGACGGGAAAAGGCGAUCAGGAAGAUAUUUGAAGAGACAGGGUUGUAUAAAGACGGGACAAUUCUAGGAGGACAAGAUAUAGUGUUUGUGAGGAAAAAUAUAUAACAUGAACUCCUCCAUCUCUGCCCACUAUUAGGCCAUGCAGUCUCCUUUAUGGAUCUUUUUAUGGUUACGCGCGUUCGGCACCGGCCUGUCUUGGUAUAUUGC